This is a messenger RNA of Drosophila subpulchrella, 4388 nucleotides long. It is a transcript of the gene Cc2d2a, whose product is annotated as coiled-coil and C2 domain-containing protein 2A. Bases 156 to 4169 code for a protein of 1337 amino acids. Gene Ontology annotation, biological process: non-motile cilium assembly; protein localization to ciliary transition zone. Gene Ontology annotation, cellular component: ciliary transition zone. The record is from RefSeq and is a predicted model, not a curated record. The transcript has 7 exons. NCBI's taxonomy places the organism in Eukaryota, Metazoa, Arthropoda, Insecta, Diptera, Drosophilidae.
UUUCGGGGUAUGUUUUUAUUUUUUCAAAGGCGAUAGACGAUUGCUGAGCAGGUGAAACACUGGCCGAGUCGGUUGUCAUUAGCAACCAGGAAACACGGCAAAGCAGGCGAAAUAUUAUUCAUUACUGUAUUUCUGUUUGGACUAAAAAUAUAAUUAUGGAGAACGCUUCACCCAAGAAGACGGUGAGGAAGAAACGCAAGACACAUACCACUAGAGGCUAUCGAAAAAGGGAGCAGGAGGUGCAGAAUUUGCUGAGGGAGGCGGAAGGCAACUCACCUGGUCAAGCAAUCGGCUUGGAGGCACUUAGCGAGCAGUUCUUCCAUGGAAACGAGUUUGAGGUUCCGCAGGAGAAGGUCUCCCCGGUGCACGAAGGCCUUGGGAGGAAGACCGAUGAAGAUUCUGGCGGGGAACUGGCUGCAGAACCAUCGGAGUCGCCCUCUCGGACAUUUAUACAAAUCGAUCUGGAGGAUCCACCGGUGGUCUGGAAUCAGCCCUUUAAGCAGCGGCACUACUACGAUGAGAGUUUGCUGUACCGACCGAGCAAUACCCUGCACUUUCAAUUGUAUGUGGGUGACACUAAGUUGAAGGAUUCACAUAUCCGUAUGUUGAAUCGCUACCAGGAACAGGCUAAGAGCCAAUCCACAAAACUGAGCUGUGAUUUGGUGGCCCAGCUAUGUAAGGAGAACCCCCCAAGGUUCCUGGUGGAUGACACCCUCUAUCGAACUGUUUGCCACAAGGAUUUCCAAAGCGUGUUCUUUGGCCCCAUGAAUCCGGAUGAGUUCCAGGGCUUGCCCAACAGACGUUGUCUAAAAUUAAGCCUAAAGCAGCUUCGUUUCAGCAUGCAUCCGCAGCUUUUGAAGGAGCACCAACUGGCCCAGCAAUUGGAGGAUCUUUUCGAUGUUUACUGUCAUCAAAAGAGACUAAAGAUCUGUAAGAAACUAAGGGAGGAACUAGAGAUUGCACGGCAGGUGGCUCUUAAACUGCUCGCCUCAGCUGGCGAGGAUCAGACGGCCGAGGUGAAGCGCCAAUUCAAGCUCACCCGGCAGCUGAGGCAACGCUACUACUCAGAGUCGGCUGCCCAGCGUAAUCUUCUGCAGCGUUUGCUGGGAGAGUGGGCCAAGCUAAAGGAACUGCGCCGGCAGCAGCGCUUCCAAUGCAGUCGUUUCCAGCUGGGUCUUCGAGUGGUCCAUCCACCCGACCUGGAGGCCUCCUAUUCCGCGUGGAAGGAGAGCUUUGAAACGGAUUUGGCCGAGGUUUAUCGCGAGCACCUGGAGAUCUUUUACACCCGACUGCGCCUCUGGAGCGAGCAAAACUCGAGGAGCCGCAAGUCUCCUGGCCACUCGAAGCCUCCAAGGAAACCCCAAUUCGAUCGGGUAAUGGCCAGCCUGAGGAAGGACUACGACAAGGCCUUUAAGGACCCAGAGGAACCUUUUGUGGAGGUCUUCCGCCUCCAUGCGGAUGAAGCGGCUGCCAGGUUGUCCAUUCCAGGCGGAGAUCAGGUGCCUAGGGCGCGCAACUACUUCCUCAAGAUCUUCCUGGACGGUCAGUUUGUGGGGCAGAGCAGGAGCUAUCGCCUGGAGCCGGAUCUGCUGAUAACCAUCAACGAGUGUAUUGGAGUGCUGCUGGAUAGGACCCUGCCGGAGAAGCUUAACAUAUGGCUCUAUGAGAAGUCCACAUUGACACCAAAUAGUCGCCGUUUGGCCCAGAUGAGCACAGCGCUCUUGUUGAGUUCCAAGGAGGAUGCAGUACAGGAGAAGCUUAGUUUCCAGACUUCCUCCUCCUCCAACCAGUUGGCAGGUGAUGUUUACCUAUACUAUGAGUACCGAACCGCGGAUGGAAGAGAAGGUUCCCUCCAACUGGACGAUGUACAGAGACUUCCGGAUGCACUGCGUCAGACUUUAUUGCCGAAAAGACUCCCCGCUUUGCCAGAAGCCUCAAAAGAACUGGUCGCUCCAAGACCGCCUAGUGGAAGGAUCAAGAAGAGCACCCUGCCUCCACUGAUCUUCGCUGAACAGCAGCUCCAAUUCUGUGGCAUUGAAGAGCUUCUGGAAAAUCGACGUUUCCAGUUACUUUACUCCCGUCACCAGCAGAAGAAUAUGCACACCAAGCAGCUGCGCUUUGUGCCUGCCCUGGAGCAGGAAAUCUCGGAGGAGGAGCAGCUGCCGGGUGGCCUGGGUACCACUCAGCUCCUGGAACCGGGCACCUACUGGAACCCCAUCGAUCUGCACAAGCAUCGCGGAAGGAAGUUCCUCCAGCUAUUGUACGAGGUGAUCAGCAGCCACAGUGCCAGGAGGGCCAAGGCCAUGCACACACCUCUGCCGCUGCUCCUCCUUGCCGAGGAUGCGGAUCACUCAGCCGCCACCGGUUGGACGGCUCUUUGGCGGGCUAUCUGCUCCGUUUUCCAGGGGCAGCCCACUACCCUGCCCAGGGAACCGCCCGUUUGGUCGGGCCAGAUGUCCGGCCCAGAUCUGUUCAAGGUCUUCAGCGUUUCCCUCCACGUGGUGAGGGCCACGGGGGUGCCAGUGCGCAGUCGCCACAUCCUGAAUCUCAACGAGCGGCGCACCAGCUCUGGAGGCGAUAUGAGCACCAGUCUGUUCGUCACACAGACUCUCAUGUACUCCAAUGUGCGACCCUUUGUGACCCUGAGCUAUGGACAGCGUUUGUGCCGGAGUCGCACCGCCGAGGGCAGCAAUCCCACCUGGAACGAGCAGCUGCAGCUGCAGAUCCACACCCAGUUCGGCGAUCUUCGCGAGGACCUCAAGAUCAGUCUGUUCGACGAACUAAUAGAGCAGCAGUACAGCGAUGAGGCAUCUGAUGUGUAUCAGCGUGUUCAGUGCAACUGGUUGGGGGAAUUCCGGGUGCCUAUCAAUAGUCUUCUAGCCAGUCGGAAGUUUGAGGGCUGCAUCGAGAUGGCUAUGCCCAAAGUCUUGGUGGGCUACAAGCGACCUUUGAUAGACUCGGUGACCAACAUGUCAACGGAUCAGUAUCCCGAGUUCAAGGAGGCAGUGCACCUGUGGUUCUACCUGAGCAUCGAGCCCGGUGGUGGAGACCUUCUGCCCCUGCAAUCGAGUGCCUUGGCCUGUGCCGAGAAGCCGGAAAUGAUGCAGUAUCUCAGCGAGAGGAGAUUGGAACUCCUGCAGCUGUUGCCCCAGCCACAGCGCUAUGUGGAACCUCUGGUGUGCACGGCCCAGGGCAAGAGGGUGUGCCUCACGAGACUUCUGGAUGCAGUGCCCCUUCCGCCAGCGGCGGCCUCUGGAGAAAAUCCCCUGGAGAGCUCAUGUCGCUUUGUGUCGCUUCUCAGCCAGUUCCGCAGCUAUGAUCCCUGCCAGGGAUUCCGCGGCGUUUGGCUGGACAAUCAGGCGCUGCUGGACAGCACUUGGUGUUCGGUCAAGGAUCUGGGGGUCCUGCUCUGCAACUACCUGCUUUCCUUGGGCCUGGAAUGCUGGCUGAUCCUGGGCGUGGCCUGUCCCCAUGGCGAGUGCUCCUUUGUCCUCUUCCGCCAGCCGGAGACUGCCGAGCUCUUCCUUGUGUCCCCCUCGAGUGGCAAAAGAUAUCAAUUGCAGGAUGUGCAUUGUCCACUGAGGCGAAUAUUUUGUAUAGUGGGUAAACAGAAUAUCCAUUUCAAUAUUCAGACGGAAACCCGUGUCAGCAUGACCAAUUUUAAUCUUCACGAUGGCGCCUGCUGGUUUCCGCUUUUCAGCCGACGAGUUCCUGCCCCCCAUAGUGGGGUCCAGAAGUUGGACUAUCUGUACAAGAGGAGCUACGAUCUCAGCCAGUUGCAGAAGGACAUUGAGCGAAAGGUCAUGAAGAAGAUCAGUGCCUGGCGCACCACUCGGAAAACCAUCUGGAAUCGAGCCUUUCAACCGCGUCUCCAGAAAAUCCUCAUCGAUAUGGAAAACCUUUCCACUUUUUCCAGAGGCCGCUAUGAUGAGCCAGUCUACAGCGAGCACCUGGAACGAGAGUUUCCAAACUACAGACUCUACGGCUUCACCCUCAACUUUGCCUACACCAAUCUGGCGGCGAUAUCAGAGCGCAUCCGGACCACCUGCAUCCACUACAACCACGACGCCUCGGUGGAGUUCUGUGUGGCGGUUCACCUGCACGCCCACGCCAACGACGUGCUGUCCGUGUGGCUCUUUCUGCUCUCCGUGGUGCCACUGGUGGUGUGAUUCACCAAUCACGCAUCCAACCGCAAAUGCCAGAGGCAAUCCCCAUGCCAUUGGGGAUUCGGGGUCGCUAUCAGUUCAGUUUACAAGUGCAAGCGUAGCCGCAUGGUCUGAUUUUUAUCGCAACGCCCAACUGUCGACCGAAGAGACCGAAAUGAAAUCUAUUUAAUUUGGUUUACAGCCCGAAAAAUGUAUAUAUAUAUGUAUUUAUAGAAAAAAAAA